This is a messenger RNA of Thalassophryne amazonica, 1547 nucleotides long. RefSeq lists its product as uncharacterized. The coding region runs from base 722 to 1546 and encodes 274 amino acids. The transcript is spliced from 23 exons. Lineage: Eukaryota; Metazoa; Chordata; Actinopteri; Batrachoidiformes; Batrachoididae. The record is from RefSeq and is a predicted model, not a curated record. Gene Ontology annotation, molecular function: serine-type endopeptidase inhibitor activity.
GGGGAUCGAGGCAAACGCGGAAGGAAUGGAUUACCAGGAGCUCCAGGGGCCUCACCGGACGAACCAGGACCCCACGGCCCCCCUGGUGUGCCUGGAAGGGAAAGGAGAAAAGGGUAACAGUGUUCCAGGUGAGCCUGGUGCCAAAGGGUUGAUAGGCUUCCCAGGCAGAAAGGGUGAAAAAAGGGAGUCCAGGUGUCAAAGGAGCUCCUGGAACUAUCGGUGCAAGAGGUUUCCGGGGCAGCAAAGGUGAAAAGGGUGACCGAGGUUUGCCUGGCGUCAGAGGAGAAAGGGGAAGUGUGCUUCAAAUCCAGGGCCCCGUGGAUAUAAAGGAACGAAAGGGGAGGCGGGAGAACGAGGCGCGCCAGGUUUCGAUGGCGACAAAGGAGAGAAGGGUGAGGACGGCCCCCCUGGAGUCAAGGGCCUAAAGGGUGUUGCGGGCACUAAGGGUGUACUGGGACGAUUUGGAGUGCGAGGACCAGUUGGACAGAAGGGGGAUCCAGGAGAGCCGGGACUUAACGGAGAACUGGGAAGCAACGGGGACCACGGAACAGAUGGAGACAAAGGAGACAAAGGAGACAUCGGCCUCCAGGGACACAAGGGCAAUCAAGGUGAUUCAGGACAACCAGGGUUGCCAGGAGAUAAAGGGGAGAAAGGAGAGAAGGGUUUCAGAGGACUACCGGGACACACAGGGAUUCCAGGAUUAGAUGGAGAAAAGGGGGAGAUGGGACUGCCUGGCACACCUGGUGUACCAGGACUCAAUGGACUCACAGGACGCAAGGGCAAUAAGGGAGAAGGAGGCACCAACGGUGGUGAUGGUGAUCCAGGAGACAAAGGAGAAAAGGGAGCAGCAGGUUUCUCUGGUUUCCCGGGGUUUAAAGGGUCUUCUGGGAGUCCAGGGAGGGAUGGAGAAGAAGGACCCCCAGGAGUGCCAGGACCAUCUGGAGACACAGGACCGAAGGGUGAGCGGGGAAGAAGGGGGCGAUCUCAGUGUCAGAGGGGUGCACCUGGUUCUCCAGGACUCAGAGGACAAAGUGGUGCAGUGGGCAUCGCAGGAUCCAAGGGCGAGAAGGGAGAACCUGGACUCUCUGCAGAAGACGUGAAGGAACUCGUCACCCAGCAAGUGGCAGAAAAAUGUGGCUUAGAGUUCAACUUCAUAAUCAAGUCCAUAGAUCCAGAUUCAGAAGCCACAGUGACUGAGAAGGAAAAUGAGCCAGAAGAUGUGGUGAUGUCCCUCACUCGUGACCAGCAUGAAGAAGAAACCCCAUCAAACCACACGGGACAAACUGCUGAAUGGGAGCAGAGGAAGAAAAGAGCAGUUAUUUUAAAGAACACUGUUGCUGCUGUUUCAGCGGCAGACCGCUGCCUGGAACCCAUGUCAGAAGGAUCCUGUUCAGAGUACCUUCUGCUGUGGUACUUCCACUCUCACUCAGGGGAAUGCAGGCCAUUUUUGUACGGCGGUUGCGGCGGCACUGAAAACCGCUUCCCUUCGAGACAAGAGUGCCGGAGGUGGUGUGUGGAUGAAAAAGGCACUGAACCCAGAAGAUGAA